ACAAGAUCUAGAAUUUUAGGUGUCGUACAUACGAAGAAAUUACAAAGUAAAGUAGGGCCUAUUGUGUAGUAAACUAGAAUCUGGAUCUAAAUUCUAGAUUAGAUCUAGAUAGCAUCAAACAUGCUUACAUUUUGUCCUGUUUGCGCCAAUGUUCUUAUAGUUGAAGAAGGUCCAGAGAGUAUGAGAUUUGCUUGCAAUUCGUGCCCAUAUGUACAAAAUAUCACAAGAAAGAUCUCCCACAAGGUGUAUCCAAAACUGAAAGAAGUAGACGAUGUGCUGGGUGGAGCGGCAGCUUGGGAGAAUGUUGAUUCCACAGAAGUAACCUGUCCCAAGUGUGAAAACAAGAGAGCCUUUUUUAUGCAAAUCCAGACCAGAUCAGCUGACGAGCCUAUGACCACUUUUUACAAAUGCUGCAAUAUGGCCUGUGCACACAGAUGGAGAGAUUAAAAUGUUUAUGUCCAGGGUUUGGGUGGGACUUUUAUUAUUUUCAUGGCUGAGUUGUUGAGCUGAUAUUGUACAUAGUGUAAAAUAAAUCUACAUUUAUCACAAAGCA
This is a messenger RNA of Physella acuta, 553 nucleotides long. RefSeq names its product DNA-directed RNA polymerase III subunit RPC10-like. Gene Ontology annotation, molecular function: nucleic acid binding; zinc ion binding. Gene Ontology annotation, cellular component: RNA polymerase III complex. NCBI's taxonomy places the organism in Eukaryota, Metazoa, Mollusca, Gastropoda, Physidae. The record is from RefSeq and is a predicted model, not a curated record. Gene Ontology annotation, biological process: DNA-templated transcription; termination of RNA polymerase III transcription.